AUGCCAUGGCAUCCCCCUCCUGUGCCCUUACAGGGCAAGCUGUUGACUGUCUCGACUAUCCGGGCUUUUGUGUGCUCUCUCUUCUUCGCCAUGUUAGUUACGGGUCUGGUUAUCGGUUUGGUUCUUGGGAUUUCCAGGGCCGAGAAUGUCAGUUUGACGGUUGAUCUGGGGUAUGCGAAGUACCGUGGUGCCAAUGUGAAGAAUGGUGUUAGUCAAUGGUUGGGAAUGAGAUAUGCUGCUCCUCCGUUGGGUGAUUUGAGAUGGCGAGCUCCGAAGGAUCCUCUGGUUAAUACUACGCUUCAAUCUGCUACGGCUGUGAGUUUCCUCCAAAUAUCUUUAUGACAAGAAGCUGACUUCACUAGCGUGGUGGAGUGUGUAUAUCUUCUCCUUCAACGGCCAUCUCAGAUGCUGUCAAAAACGGGGUCCAGAAGGAAGAUUGCCUAUUCGUCAAUGUCUUUGCACCGACAGAUAACAAAGGCAACCUCCCCGUUUUCAUCAAUUUCCAAGGCGGAGGACUCAAUAAUCUUGCCGACUCGACUCUGGAUGGUAGUGACUUAAUCAACGCUGCGGAUCAUGGUAUCGUUGUUGUGACUUCCAAUUAUCGGGUUGGUCUUCAGGGAUUCUUGGCCAGCAGGGAAAUCAAAGCGAAUGGGGAUUUAAAUGUUGGUCUUUUGGAUCAGAGAAAGAUGCUUCAUUGGGUGCAGAAGAAUAUCCACUUGGUAAAAGAUUCAUCCGCUCGCAUAUAUCACCGCUAACAAAUAAUAGUUUGGAGGAGAUCCAAAACAUGUCACAAUCGGUGGAGGCUCAGCAGGAGGUGGUUCCGUAAGUCUUCAUCUCACAGCUUACGGUGGUCGAGACGAUGGUCUCUUCCACGCCGCUGCUGGUGAAAGUCCGUCUUAUGGAGCUCGUUAUACGGUUGAUGAAGCACAGUAUCAAUAUGAUACCAUUGUCAAGCGUGUAAAGUGUGAUACCGCAGCCGACACAUUGAAAUGUCUUCGGGAUCUCGAUGUCAAUACUCUACUUCUACAUAAUGGACCUAUUGUAACACCAGGAGGAGGCGGGGGACCGCCUGUUUUCCCUUACUCUAGUAUUAUCGAUGGAACCUUUACAACGGACUACAAUUACAACUUAUACGCAGAAGGGAAGUUUGUCAAAGUCCCUACCAUCUAUGGGUAUGUCUUCCUCCCUUUCCUUCCAGCUUCCAGAGCCCCUCCCAUCUCAUCAUGCCAACUAACGAUCCUCAGCGCCUGCACAAACGAAGGCACAAACUUUACGCCCAAAGACCCCACCGCCUUCGCAAACGCAACCGACAUGGACACCUUCCUCAAAAACAACUUCCCCAAACUAACCCCCUCCCACCUCUCCCGCACCCACACCCUCUACCCCUCCACCCCCUCCAACCAAUACCCCAACCGCGGCCCCUACUGGUCCGCCACCGCCCUCGCCUACGGCGAGCUACGCUACAACUGCCCCAGCCUCUUCAUGUCCGCCGCGCUCCCCCAUCACGGUAUGAACAGCUCCUGGAACUACCAUUGGGACUCGCUCUCCACGGCCAAUGCCCUAAGUGGCGAUGGCGUGACGCAUNCAUCACGGUAUGAACGCCUCCUGGAACUACCAUUGGGACUCGCUCUCCACGGCCAAUGCCCUAAGUGGCGAUGGCGUGACGCAUGUUGCGGAGGCGGCGUCGAUUUGGGGAGUGAAUAAAGAGGGGGAUGUGCCGGGGAAUUCGAUUCAGAAGUAUUGGACGAGUUUUAUAAGGACGAAGAAUCCGAAUACUUUGAAGGCGGGGGGUGCGCCGGUUUGGGGGGUGUUUUUUGGGGGGGAUGGGAAGGGACAGAGGGUGCAUUUUACUAAUAGGACUGUGACGAUGGAAAGUCCUGAUGAGGUGACGAGGGAGAGGUGUGGGUUUUGGAGUGGAAUUGGUGGGGUGCUUGGGCAGUAG
Messenger RNA from Hymenoscyphus albidus, 1942 nucleotides. The record is from the annotation of a GenBank genome assembly. NCBI's taxonomy places the organism in Eukaryota, Fungi, Ascomycota, Leotiomycetes, Helotiales, Helotiaceae.